CAAACAAAAACCACCCUUGUCGAUUUCGCCUAAUACAUUCGAACCCCUGACACCACCUCUACCACAAACCGAUAAACGAUCCUCAUUAACAAGGCCGGUAGCUAAUGAUUUUAAAGCACCUUACUCGUAUCCUGAUGACGAGAAAGAGGAUGGUGAGAUUGAUCCAUACUAUGAUGAUCGAAGACAUGAUCGAUAUCGACAUCAACCGAUAAUUUCACGUCCUAGAUCACGAGAAGAUAAUCUGCAUAUAUCCGGUAAUGACAUUAGAGCUCGUUAUGAUAGAUGGCAGAUGCCAAGAAGAGACCUUGAUUACUCAGCACGUCCGCGGGUGAAAGAUGAUUGGUCUCGUGACAGCAACUAUAAACACCCACCGCCGCUGCCGCCUCCCGCCAAUCGAAGUCGAAAUCCGUCAGAACUUAUUUUUAGUCAAAAAAGAAGUCGUAGCAGCAGUGGAACAAGAGAAUCUUCUAAUAAACGUGCUAAAGAUCGAGAAAGGCAUUGUGAAAAUGAGGAUACUCAUCCA
This is a messenger RNA of Ambispora leptoticha, 523 nucleotides long. The record is from the annotation of a GenBank genome assembly. NCBI's taxonomy places the organism in Eukaryota, Fungi, Glomeromycota, Glomeromycetes, Archaeosporales, Ambisporaceae.